UUAAUUGUAUUUGAUCUUGAUUUGACCUUCCCUUAAAGUUAACGGAAUUCAAUAAAACCACGUUGUAUAAUGCAAUUGAAACAUAAAAACGAACAUAAAUCAAAGUGCACCAUAAUUUUAUGGCGUCCCAGUCUCAAUAUAAAGCUGUAGCCGGACCUAUGUAUAACGUACGGAUUUUUUUCAUAAUGUCCAUCAUUCUUCUCGUAUUAAUGGCAGAGUUCGUCGUAGCAAGAAUCCCGUCCAAGGGCAGCCUCCGCGUGUAUGAGGGAGAACACGACGUCGAGAGCGAAUUCGGCUUCACCGUCAGUCUCCAGUACACGAAAAACAAACUCCGAUUCUGCACUGGAAGCCUUUUGGACAACAACUGGGUUAUUACCACGGGCCACUGUGUAGAAAACCGCACACCUUACGACAUGACGAUCAGAUAUGGAGACUUUACUCUACUCGAAACUGAUAAAGUGGCAAAAGUGUUCCGAAUAAUCAUACACCCUAAUUAUUCUCACAUCCACGGAUUCAAUGAUAUCGCAAUGCUAAUGACAGAAAGAAUUCCCGGAAAACCGUCCGUGUCAAUCCUGGCACUGGAUUAUAAAACGUUGUUUGGACUGCCGGUCACGUUCGCCGGUUUCGGAAGAACAUCGUUGGAACUGAGGCCGAAAACCCAUGAUCAGCUUUUAGAAGAGCAGCAGAUUCCGCUGCAAGUCGGCAAAGGUGUAGUGAUCCCGUGCCAGUCUUACGAGUCGUUUAAGUAUAGUGCGCUGUGUGUAGCUCCGAGGUGUAGGAGUCGCCAACAGGCACGCUCGGGCGACGCCGGGGGCCCACUGCUGUACAAAGGCCGGAUCAUCGGGAUCCAGAGGUCCAUCUUGACUAAACACAACCUUUCCAUAACGAAGUAUAUACCCCUUUCUAUAUACGUCGCUUGGAUUCGGAACAUAAUGAAGACUGUGGCAAGUCCUAGUAAAACAUAUUAAUUAUGAU
This is a messenger RNA of Leguminivora glycinivorella, 975 nucleotides long. Its product is annotated as chymotrypsin-2-like. Gene Ontology annotation, molecular function: serine-type endopeptidase activity. The transcript has a single exon. The coding region runs from base 120 to 968 and encodes 282 amino acids. The record is from RefSeq and is a predicted model, not a curated record. Lineage: Eukaryota; Metazoa; Arthropoda; Insecta; Lepidoptera; Tortricidae. Gene Ontology annotation, biological process: proteolysis.